CAAACUUUCCCAGCCGCCGACGCUGGGGGAACUUGCGCCUGCUUGGCCGCUCCGACUCUCUGUGGCCUUCCAGGCGGGCCAAAGGUGGUGCUGGGGGAAUGGGAGACGGCGACGCGGGCGCCCCGAACCCUCCCGGGCUGCAAGGUAAAAGGAUGGCUUAUCACAAAGUCAGUGCAGACCAGAAGGCUCAGUACCUCGACAAUGAGGACCUUCAAGCAACGACACUUGAACUGGAAUGGGACAUGGAGAAAGAACUGGAAGAGCUGAGCUACGACCAUUUCCAGUCGGAUGGGACAGUCCGUCAGCAAGUGGGGACUAUGCAAAACACAGACAUUGACCUGGAGCCCAUUCAGCCAUCGACAUCUCCUAAAGGAAGGUUCCAGAGGCUUCAGGAAGACCCGGAUUAUGUCUCCCACUAUACAAGGCCUCCGCCAAAGAGCAAUCGCUGCAGCUUUUGCCGGAUGUCAAAGCUUUUUUGCAGUGCAAUGUGUUUAUUACUUUCGGGGAUUUUGAUAGGUUAUUACGGACACAAAAAAUGCGUUCCUUCCCUGGCAUCUCCAGAACCGAGUCAUCCUCAUCUUGACCAAAACAUUCUUGAAGAAAUCAACGUGAAAGACCUUGCACAGAUUUUCAGAGAUUUGAUGGAGUCACCGGCCAAAGAAGGUGGAGAGAUUGCCACCAAGCUUUUUGUUCAAUGGUCAUCCUAUGGCCUCGAAGACGUCCAGCUCGUAAAUUAUUCUGUCCUGCUUGACCUGCCAGGCUCUUCUCCAAAUACAGUGACUCUGAAAAGCACGGGUGAAUGUUUUUUUCCUAGCGGACAGCCCUGUAACGAAGAGACCCAAAAGCUUCAUAGCCAAGACCUCCUGUACUCCUAUGCUGCUUACUCUGCCAAAGGAACUCUCACGGCUGAAGUGGUAGACGUGCAGUAUGGGACCGUGAAAGAUUUGCUCAGGAUUCCAGAUAUCACCGUCACCCACAAAAUCGCCCUUUUGAAACUAGGACAUUUUCCCUUGCUCUAUAAGCUUUCCCUGCUAGAGGAGAUGGGUUUUGGAGGUGCUCUUCUUUACAUUGACCCUUGUGAUUUACCAAAGGCACAAAACCUCAGCAAUAAAGCAUUUAUGGUAUCCUUAAACAGUGGAGGUGAUCCUUCGACACCUGGGUACCCGAGUAUUGAUGGAAGCUAUAAACAGAACCGACCAAACCUCACUUCUCUAUUAGUCCAGCCUAUUUCUGUGAUGCUGGCAAGAAAGCUGCUCUUUUCCCCUAAGGAAGGGGUUGAAAAUGAAGCAUGCAGGCCGCUGGAAUUGCCGGGGACAGCUGAAAGAACAGUUGUAAUUCUGAAUGUUCAGACUCAGCCAACGCGCAAGAAGAUGUCUAAUGUUAUAGGGUAUAUAAAAGGUGCUACACUUCCUGACAGAUACGUCAUCGUUGGCAGCCAUCACAGCAGCUUAUGGGGUUAUGGCAGCCAGCAGUGGGCUCACGGCACUGCGGUGAUGACGGCGCUCAUUCAAGCCUUGAUGCGGAAAGUGAAAAAAGGCUGGAGGCCGGAUCGAACGAUAAUUUUUGGCUCAUGGGGAGAAACAGCAUUUGGCAAAAUUGGCUCCUAUGAAUGGGCCGAGGACGUCAGGAAAGUUCUCGAGAGAAACGUUGUGGCCUACAUGAGCCUUCAUGAUCCCAUAAGAGGGAAUGCAGUUUUACACUCAAUAGCAUCCCCUUCCCUUCAGCAACUGGCAACCGAGGCUAGAAAGAGACAGAACGUCAGCUGUCUUGGGCAAGAGAGAUGCAGGGGAUCCAACGUGAGUUCCGUACAGAUGCAAGGGGAUUCUGAUUAUUUCGUCAACCAAAUCGGGGUCCCAGCGGUACAGUUUUCCUAUGAGGAUUCUACAGCGUCAGAGACAGCAAGCUUUCUCUCUGAAGCCCUCUUCCCUGUAUCUUCAACAGUACCCAAGGAGCCGGAUGCCUCCUUUCACCUGCAUGAACGCAUUGCUAAGCUGACGGGUGAAGUAAUUUUGCAAAUUGCAAGCAAUCCAGUUUUGCCGUUUAAUGCCCUGGACAUUGCUCUAGAAGUUCAGAAGAGCCUAAAAGGUGACCAUGAAGAUAUGGAACAGUUGUUGACAAUGGCCUAUGCUCUGCGAGAAAGUGCACAGUUGUUCCAGUCAGAUGAAAUGCGUCCGGCUAACGACCCAAAAGAAAGAGCUCCCAUGCGUGUCCGAAUGCUAAAUGACGUACUGCAGAAUCUGGAGAAAAACUUCCUCGUUCAACAAGUUCCUCCAGGAUUUUACAGAAACAUCCUUUACAAACUGGAUGAGAGGAAGCACCAAUUUUCGGUACUGCUGGAGGCGGUCGAACGCGGCAAGCUGCAUCAUUCAAACGAGACUCUUCAGCCGGCCUUGUCAAAAGUGCUCAACAGCUUCAAUUCAGCUCAGGUUUAUUUCAAAGCAGGACUCGAUGUCUUUGAGGCUGUCUUGGCGGGAAGCCAGUGAGGAAACAGCACUCCUUCUUGGCCUCUCUCGCUCUCUCUUGGACCCACACUCCAGAACGUUGUUUACAUUUUGCGACACAAAAACUUUGAGCUGGACCAGAAUUUCUGUCAGGUGGAAAGCUUUUCCAGGAGAGAGUUGUUGCCAGCUCUUUCAAAAGAGUCCUCGUUUCAAGGUACUAGUGUGUGCAUUUGGUUUCUAAAGCAGCCUUUUGCAUUGUUGGUAAUUUGUUCUGUAUCUCUAUGUAAAAAUUCUGAAUAUGUAAAAAAAAAAAAAUGAGGGAAGAAAACUUACCAUUUGAAUUUUAGAAAUGAAAUCUGCUGUUUUUUUAAAAAAGUUUAAUAUAUAGACAUAUAGACAUAUUCUAUAAAUAUAUAUUUAUGGCUUAAAA
Messenger RNA from Heteronotia binoei (common prickly gecko), 2871 nucleotides. It is a transcript of the gene NAALADL2, whose product is annotated as N-acetylated alpha-linked acidic dipeptidase like 2. Lineage: Eukaryota; Metazoa; Chordata; Lepidosauria; Squamata; Gekkonidae. The record is from RefSeq and is a predicted model, not a curated record. The coding region runs from base 99 to 2483 and encodes 794 amino acids. The transcript has 14 exons.